UCCGGCGGCGCGUGGUGUGUGCGGGGGGCGCGCGCUGCGCCCUUCCAGGAGCUGCCGCCGCGUCCCUGAAGCCGCGGUGGGGGGAGGCCGCGUUGGGGCAGGGAGGCUGCGGAUGGAAAGGAGAUGCGCCGCGGGCCCGGGUCCGGCCGGUCGCUGCUUAGCCAACAGCUGAGGGACGGCCGCUGCCCUGGGCCCCUGGAUGCGGCCCUAAAGGAGACGAGCGUCGGCCCCCCUCGGGGAGCUUUCAGUCCAACGGGAACGUCACCUCGUAAUCAAAUCUGAUCGCUUCACUCCGCCCGUUUGUAACCCGGUAGCUGCGGCUGUGGUUUUUCGGCGGAAGACCAACCUACAAAGCUCCACGCCAGAAGGUCACACCCGUUUUUCCUCUCUCCACCGUAUCUCACGCUUGGCCUGGAAUGAAUGAAGUAUCUGGCAAAUGUUUGUUGGGUGGAGAAAGCACAGACUAAUGCAAAUACAUCCUCUCAGACUUGGAGACGUGGUCUACAGGACAGCGAACACCGUAGCACAAGAGGAGGAGCAGGGGGAAAGGGACAAGUGGACUCCACCAAGCAGGGAACCCAAUGUGAAGCUGGAUACCUCGACACCUAGAUCAUGACCUGAGCUGAAAUCAAGAGUCAGAUGCUUAGCCGGCUGAGCCCCCCAGCUCCUGCCCUUCACUGAGAGGGAGACCAGGUGAUGUCAGCCAUGCCCCUGAAUGCCUGGCACCAGGAAUUGGUGACCUUUAAGGACGUGGCUGUCUACUUCACCCAGACAGAAUGGGCUGGACUUUCUCCUGCACAGAAGUCCCUGUACAGAAGUGUGAUGCUAGAGAAUUAUGGGAACUUGACAUCCCUGGGAUACCCAGUUCCCAGACCUGCUCUGGUCUCCCUUCUGGAGGGAGGGAAUUUGCCUUGGGGCUUGGAGGCACAGAAUAACCCAUCUGCAGAGAGGUCCAAAGGCAUCUGUAAAGGUUGCCUUAGGUCUGAGAUCCACAAGCCCAGGCCCGAAACUCUAAUUCCUGAAGUAUGGACCAGCGGGGGUGAAUCCAGCGCUCCCGCCUGACGCUUCCCCAGCCCACCUCCAGGAACAACGGGCCUGCAGCCGUGACCCCCAGGAGAGGGCCGCGGGGCACUGCGGUGGGGUCACAGAUACCUCAGGGCCUCAGGGGCGCAGCCAGAGCACCACCGAGCGGGAGCACCGCGGCUGCUAGAGAGGCUCCGCCGGGGCCGGUGACGCACUUCCGGCUGCGCCGCGGCGCGGCGGGCGGCGGAGGCAUUUCUAGUCCGGACUGUGUUUCCCGACUCGUGACAGGCUCAGUGGGAGCGCAGAACCAGCAGAGCCCAGCCCAGUCACCCGGAGCAGAAGCAGCCCGGCUUCUGGAGGGCACUGUGUCUGGAGCGGGCAGUUCAAAGGGAGCUGAGGCCCUGGCUUCUGCACUAUCAGAGGGCUGGAGAACAUGAGGAGGCAGCCUGGGACCUCAAAGCUCCAGCCCUUCUCUGAGAGGGAGAGCAGGUGAUAGCAGCCAUGCUUCUGACAGUCUGGCCCCAGGGCCUGAGCCAUGGAAUUGGCCCUAGGGCAGCAGGAACCUGUUGUUUCAGAAGUCGGUGACCUUCGAGGACGUGGCUGUGUACUUCACCCAGACGGAAUGGGAUGGCCUGUCCCCUGCACAGAGGGCCCUGUACAGGGACGUGAUGCUGGAGAAUUAUGGGAAUGUGGCCUCCUUGGGAUUUUCGCUUCUCAAACCUGCUGUGAUCUCACAACUGGAGGGAGCAGGUGAGUUGGAAAGCCCAUCUCCGCUGGCAGCUGGAACAGAAAUAGACCCCCAGGGCCUCUGGACUGUAGAUAUUGAUAUCCAGACUGACAAUAAUUUGACAAAAGAAAUGUAUGAAGAAAAACAUAGUACAUCAUUUGAACUUCAGAGGGACUUUUCCCAGGAAACAGACUUUUCAGAACCUUGUAUUCUAGAGAAACAGCAGGAAGUCCAUUUAGUUGGAAGCAUGAAGAAAGAAAACAGCAGUGUCAUUGAUGGAACAGUGAAAGACGACACCAGCUCCAUAGAGGAGUGUUUCUUUAGUCAGAGUUCAAAGUUGGAUCAAUGUCACACCGUCACCCCUAGAGAACAGCCCCCUGAACGUAUAGCAUUGGAGAGAGCCUUCAGCUUUGACACAAAACUUCUUCAGCAUGAAAUAAUUAAUUCUGGGGAAAGACCUUUUAAAUGUGAAGAAUUAGUAGAAACCUUCAGGUGUAACUCUCAGCAUCAAGAUGGCUACACUGGGGAGAAGCCCUAUCAGUGUAAGGAGUGUGGCAAAGUCUUUAGCAUUAAUGCAAAAUUAAUUUGGCAUCAAAGACUUCAUAGUGGGGAGAAACCUUUCAAAUGUGUGGAAUGUGGGAAAAGCUUCAGUUACAGUUCCCAUUAUAUCACACAUCAGACAAUCCACAGUGGGGAGAAGCCCUAUCAGUGUAAGGUGUGUGGGAAAGCUUUCAGUGUUAAUGGGAGUCUAAGUCGGCAUCAGAGAAUCCAUACAGGAGAGAAGCCCUAUCAGUGCAAGGAAUGUGGAAACGGCUUCAGCUGCAGUUCUGCAUACAUCACACAUCAGAGAGUCCACACUGGAGAGAAGCCUUAUGAAUGCAAUGACUGUGGGAAAGCUUUCAAUGUUAAUGCAAAAUUAAUUCAACAUCAAAGAAUCCACACUGGAGAGAAACCUUAUGAGUGUAAUGAAUGUGGGAAAGGCUUUAGGUGCAGCUCCCAGCUGCGGCAGCAUCAGAGCAUCCACACUGGGGAGAAGCCCUAUCAGUGUAAAGAGUGCGGGAAAGCCUUUAGUAAUAAUGCAAAACUCAUUCAGCAUCAAAGAAUCCACACAGGUGAGAAACCCUAUGAGUGUACUGAAUGUGGGAAAGCCUUUAGUGUCAAAGGGAAGUUAAUCCAGCACCAGAGAAUCCACACGGGUGAGAAACCUUAUGAGUGUAACGAAUGUGGGAAAGCUUUCAGGUGUAAUUCCCAGCUACGGCAGCAUCUGAGAAUCCACACUGGGGAGAAGCCCUAUGAGUGUAAUGAGUGUGGAAAGGCCUUCAAUGUUAAUGCAAAAUUAAUGCAGCAUCAGAGGAUUCACACUGGGGAGAAACCUUUUGAAUGUAAGGAGUGUGGGAAAUGCUUUACUUCUAAAAGAAACCUCCUUGAUCAUCACCGAAUCCAUACUGGAGAAAAGCCUUAUCAAUGUAAGGAAUGUGGGAAAGCCUUCAGUAUCAAUGCCAAACUAACUAGGCAUCAGAGAAUACAUACUGGGGAGAAACCUUUCAAAUGUAUGGAAUGUGAAAAAGCAUUUAGCUGUAGUUCUGACUACAUUGUACAUCAGAGGAUCCAUACUGGAGAGAAACCCUUUCAAUGUAAGGAGUGUGGAAAAGCCUUCCAUGUUAAUGCCCAUUUAAUUCGGCAUCAGAGAAGCCACACUGGGGAGAAACCCUUUAGAUGUGUGGAGUGUGGCAAAGGGUUUAGCUAUAGUUCUGACUGCAUUAUACAUCAGACUGUCCAUACUUGGAAGAAACCUUACUUGUGUAAUGUGUGUGGGAAAGCCUUCAGGUUUACCUUCCAACUUAGUCAGCAUCAGAGUGUCCAUAGUGAAGGCAAAUCCUAAUGAGAAGGAUAUUUCUUAGAAAACUCUCAAGAUUAAUGAAAUGGAUCAAGUUUCAUCAGAUUCACCCUGAUGGGAAACUGAGGGAAAUGAAUAUGGCAUUUUCCAUCUUUAAGAAUCAAGAAUGAUGACUGGUUAAAAAGUAACAUCUAAAAAUAAAUAGCUUGUCUUAUACCAACAAGUUAGAAAAUAUGAUGAAAAAUCCCAUUCCUAAUAGCAUCAAGAAAAAUGGAUCUCCUAGGUAUAAACUUAAUUUUUACACAGGAUCUAUAUGGAGGAAGAAAUCUCCACACUGGGAGCCACAAAAGGAAAAGUAUAUGGGGAAAAGAAAGAAACCUUGUUCUUGGAUAGGAUAAUUCAUGAAGAUAGUCACUUUACCUAAAUUUACUUCCCUUUCACUUUUGACGCCAAGCAUGCAUCACUUUUGUAAAGAGGAUAAAUAAUAAAGAUUUCCUUAGAAAGAAAA
This is a messenger RNA of Nyctereutes procyonoides (raccoon dog), 4095 nucleotides long. It is a transcript of the gene ZNF23, whose product is annotated as zinc finger protein 23. The coding region runs from base 1692 to 3632 and encodes 646 amino acids. The record is from RefSeq and is a predicted model, not a curated record. The transcript is spliced from 13 exons. Gene Ontology annotation, biological process: negative regulation of transcription by RNA polymerase II. Gene Ontology annotation, molecular function: DNA-binding transcription repressor activity, RNA polymerase II-specific; RNA polymerase II cis-regulatory region sequence-specific DNA binding. Lineage: Eukaryota; Metazoa; Chordata; Mammalia; Carnivora; Canidae.